AUGGGUUCGCAUUCAAAGGGUCGAUUUAAAGCAUGCACUGAGGAUAGGAUCAGUGGAUUACCAAAUGAAAUUCUUUGCCACAUUCUUUCCUUCCUUGAAACAGACGUGGUUGUAAAGACCAGCUUUUUAUCACACAGGUGGAAGAAUGUGUGGACUAAAGCUCCUACUAUAACUCUAUGGGAUUUCGAUUAUCGAAAUAGUUUUUAUCGAGAUCGCUUUGGGGAAUUUGUGGAUCAUGUUCUGUUAUCGCAUGGCUCGUCAGACAUCCAUACAUUCCAACUUCAUUGUUCUGAAUUUGAGGAUGAUUCUCGGUUUGAUGCUUGGAUUUGCGCCGCGGUUGAGCGUAAUGUUGUUGAACUGGAAUUUUCUGUUCCGUGUUAUCUUUGUGAGGAGUCCAGGAUGGAUUGGGAAGACUGGCUCUAUGAGUUUCCAAGAAGCCUUUACAUGUGCAAAACAUUGGUGGUUUUGAAGCUGAGGCUGCUAUCAGUUAUUACCAUCACUCCCACCUUAGAUUGUUUCCCAAGGUGUCCACCGCCGACAGCAGUGACUAAUCCCUUUCGCUGCGGGAGCUCUCCCAAAGGAGGUAAACAGCUGGCCACGAAAUGUGCUCCAUUCCCAUGGGCGGGGAUCGAACUCCCAACCUCAUGGUUAAGGGAUGAGGUGAGCUACCACCACACCACAUCUCAUGGUUCUGCUGUCUCUGUGCAUAACCCGUUCGCCGAACUUCUCAAAGUUAAAGAUCUUCCACUUUCAGCUAAAAUUUUGGGGGAAAGACUUCGUACUCCAUGUACCCUAUGUAUGGUGUCCGUCAAUGUGGGUACCUAUUUGCUUGUCAUCAUGCCUCAAGACCAUUUGCAUACGGGGAUUCAAGGGACGGCCGGAUGA
Molecule: messenger RNA, 885 nt
Organism: Prunus armeniaca (apricot)
Lineage: Eukaryota; Viridiplantae; Streptophyta; Magnoliopsida; Rosales; Rosaceae
Source: the annotation of a GenBank genome assembly